Molecule: messenger RNA, 825 nt
Organism: Leptosia nina
Lineage: Eukaryota; Metazoa; Arthropoda; Insecta; Lepidoptera; Pieridae
Source: the annotation of a GenBank genome assembly
AUGGAAAAAUUUAUGCACUUGUGUAACAAACUAAAUACAUUACGGUUGAGUACAAACCGUUGGCAUAGAGCACUCUUUAUAUUUGCCAUCGCUGAACUAAACUUACUACCUGGAGGUCAAGUUGGAUUCCAAUGUAAUGAUCCAGCACUAUCACACCCUUACACUGGAGACACUGUCAACUGGAAAUGGCUUAUAGCUGUUACAGUACUUUUACCUUUAAUUGUGUUACUAGUCAUUGAAAGGCAACAAUGCAAUCCAGAUUUAGCAAAAAAACAAGCACUCUUUUGGUACAAAGAAUACAUGUAUGGAUUUCUCUUAAACAUCACCGUAGUGCAGACAUUAAAACUACUAGUUGGUUCACCGAGACCACACUUCUUUGAUACUUGUGAACCUAAAGAAGCUCAAACAUGUGAAGGGUCAGAAUAUGUAUCAAGUUACACAUGUACCACAGCACAUUGGUUAAAGCAGUCGAACAAGAGUUUUCCAUCUGGACACGCAUCUCUUGCUAUAUAUGCCGGUGUAUUUAUUGCUUAUUACCUACACCAGAGACGAAGUCAGUUAAACUCUCGAAUGGUAAUCUCAGCGCAAGCGAUCAGUCUAAUGAGUGCAUUGCUGUGUAGUGUAUCUCGAGUGUGGGACCGCAGACAUCACUGGUGGGAUGUAUUUGCUGGUGGUUUAAUAGCCUUGCUGCUUCUUCUGUAUACGAUAUUUCACCUCUGUCGUAAUUUUGAAUCUCGCAUACCGAAGACUGGAGUUGUUAUAAAUACUCAAUCAAUGGUCGGUGAAACUAAGACCAGCAAGAACACAGGUGACGUUUUACACUGA